Messenger RNA from Aegilops tauschii subsp. strangulata, 2706 nucleotides. The record is from RefSeq and is a predicted model, not a curated record. Lineage: Eukaryota; Viridiplantae; Streptophyta; Magnoliopsida; Poales; Poaceae.
UAUGAAACUGGCCCCAAAAUAAUUCUUAGGCUUCUGAAAUAAUAUUUUAGAUUGAGAUUCUAUAAUAAGCCGAGGAGGGGGCAACUUAUUUCCACAGCCAGCCAUAAGCCCCAAAAGAACAGGCCCCUAGUAUGAUGGUUGCUAGAAAUAAAGAUUAAAAUCUAGGUUUAACUUCCCUGUUAACCAGCGAUAUGCAGAAUUUUGUUUUUCCUUCCUUUUCGAUUUCAUGUGCAUUAUCUUUUAUUUUAUUUUUUGUAUUUUUCAUUUUUGUUCCUAUUUCUUUUUCCCACUUUCUAUUUUUACUUUGCCAUUUUUAUUUCACAAAAUUAAAUAUACACAUUUUGAAAAAUGUUUUUAAGAUGUGUACAUAUAUUUUAAAUUAAAUAAUUUGUUAUAAUGCAAGACCACUUUUAGAAUCAUAUUGAAGAUAUUAUUGACGUAAGCAUUUCAUAAAUGCAUGAAAACCCUUUAAAUUACAUGAACAUUUUAUAAAAUGCAUGGACACUAUUGAGUUACAUGAAAACUUUUUUUUAAUGCGCUUACAAUUUUUUAAAUGACAUGAUCGAUUUUCAAAAUAUGUGGAUAUUUUUUUAAUUACUGGACAUUAAAAAAAUAUGCAUACAAUUUAAACUAAAUGAAGUUUUUUCCUUUUAAAACUCUUUUCACUCGGUUAUACGGAGUUAUGGAGAAAGAUGUUUUCGAAAUAAAUAUAGCGGGAACAUUUCCGAAAUUAUAUAUAGAUGGAGAAAAACAAUGCGAGAGGGGUGCCUAGGUUAGCACGCAUUUCGGCCCAGAACACGAGAGGCCGGAUGACCGUCCAGUCUAUCUGGUCUCAAUCCUCAAUCAAAAAUAAAAAGGAAGUCUAUCUGGUCUCUGAAUUCACCGGAGGGUACGACUGUCUUCUGUUUCCGGCGUCCCAGUCGCAGGAGGAAUCGAUCUGUCCCAACAAAAGAGAGAGAGAGAGAUCGAUCUAUCAUCAUCGAUGGACCAUGCGGCGCCGCGGGCGAGGGAUUGGUCGUUGCUCCCCCUCGACGUUCUCUCCUCGAUCUUCAUUCGGAUCGGCGCCGUCGACGUCCUCAUGGGCGCCGGCCUGGUGUGCCGCUCGUGGCUCGAGGCGGCGAAGCUGCCAGAAGUGUGGCGGGCCGUGGACAUGGACAAGCACGAGGUCGUGUUCACGAAGUGUAACGUUGUCCUGCGCGCAAUGGCGAAGGCGGCCGUCGACCGUGCCGACGGGCAGCUUCGGUCGUUCGCCGGCAAGCUGUUUGUCACCAAUGAGCUCAUCAAGUAUAUCGUGGAAAGGUGUUUUUUCUUGCCUUACUUAGCUUUCUGUUCCAAGUUUUGUUACUUAUUACUAUCAAUUACAGCUCUGCCUCAGUCAAAAACCCCGUACUACUCCGUCCUGUACUGCAUCCCUUUGAAGAACAUUGUUUUCAUAUUCACUCCUUUCAAAACAUUGCACUACUGUUUGCAGAUCACCCUCGCUGACUAGCCUUCGUCUCGUUUCCUGCCAUGUCCACUACCUCGCCAGUGUUAUGCAAGAGUCGCCUCCGAUGGAGCUGCGUUCCCUUGAGCUCGACGACACUUACCUCACCGUUAAAGACCUGACGUCUGUCGUCGAGAGCUGCCCUCUCCUAGAGGUUCUUCGGGUGCGCAACUGCGUUCAGGUCUAUAAGAAAGACGAGCAGGCCCUGCGAGCGAAAUUCGCUAGGAUUAAGACCCUAAAGAUUGAGCGUGAUGGCGCUACAGUUAGUAUCCAUAAUUGAGAGAAUGUGCCAAAAUAGCAUUCCCUUAAAAAUAAUCAGUCACUCAGGUGUAUAGGGCGUGGACAUGCUUCUAGGUCGGUAAUUUGAGUGCGAUGAUUUGUUUCACUACAGUCCCGACUAUUUCGAGAGCUACGAUGAUUGUGAGCACAUUCCCAUUCUUUUUAAACCAUGGCAAAAGCUUCUUGAUAUUAUUAAGAAGAGGAGAUGAGAGAACAUAUUUACACCAGAUUGCGUCCAUAUGCUUGCAAUGGAGCUUUACGAAUAUUAGUAGAGUGCUCGUGCGUUGCCACGGGCUCUUGAAAAAGUUUACAAGAGUUACAUGUUAAAUUUCACAUGCACAAACAAUAUAACACAAACACAAUUACUGAAUAAUUGAAGUCCAUUUUGCAAUGAAAAUUGAUAACAAAAAGAAAGACUAACGACAUGUCCAUGUAACAAACUGAGCGAUGUUCCAGCUAAACAUCUAUUACAAAAUUAUCAAUAUCUAGAUGAUGCGCUUAAGAAAUUCUUUAACAAUAUCAGGAAAGUUGUCUUUAGCUUCAUUCCCACGGUGUUUUAGUAGGUAUAAUAAAAACCGCUUCCUCAACUCAUACCCAUCCUGCACAAACAAUAUAUGUAGUUAGUAUGCAAAUUUCAUGCCGAAGGUCUUAAAAUAUGUAACGGACAAUACUCACCGCGCCAACCGGUUUGAUCAAUUCUGUACCGUUCCACCAGAGCAUAAAAUAAAAAAUAAAAUAGCCAGACACAUUCCUACAAUAUUUUAAAUUAAUAAUGUAAACAAUAUAGUGAUAACAAAAAUAAAUGUUUAUUUUAUUAUGAAUUCAUUACCCGUCUAUACUCGUUGGAAUACCAAACGGAAAUAAACGUUGCCAUUUAGAAAUAUCAGAAUUCCAACCAGGCAGCCUAAUUUCGAGUGCUUCUUUGAAAUCCCUUGCAAAAGUUU